GCGCACACACACACACACAGCUGAGGCGCGAGAAGCGACCGUGUGCGCAGUAGCGUCGCGUUCACGCUUCUACAAUAAAGCGGAAGCAGUAUUAUUUCUCUCUUUAUUUUAAACUACCAAAGGUGAAUCCUUCGGUGUUGGGUCGCUGUCCGCCGUUUGUGGACUGGUGUGGAUCUGACGCUAGAAUGGGCAAAUUCCGCUGGAUUUGACUGUAACUAUGGAAAUGGAUCCCACAUUCUCACAGGGAGACAAAGAUGAGGUCCAUGUGGAGGAUGUGGGGCCCCUGCGUAUGAGGAUGCGCGAGCGUCUGCUGUGGGACGAGCCGCUGCAGAUCUCCUGGCUGAUGGAGGCCGAGCCGUUCACCUCCUCCCUCCAGACGGGGGGUCCUGUGGCGGGCGCCGGCAUGACCCUGGAGCAGAAGACCACCUUUGCCUUCGUCAUCUUCCUCUUUGUCUUCCUUUGCAUGCUGAUCGUGCGCUGCUUCCGCAUCCUGCUGGACCCGUACCGCAGCAUGCCCACCUCCACAUGGGCAGAUGGUCUGGACGGCCUCGAGAAGGGCCAGUUUGAUUACACACUGGCUUAGAAGACACAUACACGCACACACUCAUGUGGUGAUGAAGGCAAACAAUCUUUUCAAUCGAGCUCUGAACAUCCUAAAGUCAUACACAAACACAUGAAUAUAGUAAUUCUGCAUAUGAGCAGCUCCACCACAAGCUUGUAAAGAUGAUUAACACACACACACACUGUGCUCACUGCCAUCCACAUAUACAAGAUGUUGUUUCAGAAAUUUAGUGUGCAGCGCUUUAUUACAGACUGAAUGGAUGUUGAGCUCUUUAUUAGUGCUGGGACACAGGGUAGCCCUCUUUUAUAUCCUCCCAAAAAUCAAACCCUCAUUUUCUCAUAUCUGUGCUGUUCUAACUGCCAAGUACAAAUCUCUAGAAGAGAAGCUCUUUCUAAGACCGUUUAUAAGCACUUCAUAAACACUUAUGACGCUUUUGUCAAAAUAGCCUUAAAAAACAUGCACUGUAAUCGGCCACUGUCAGAGUUUACAUGUUUCAUUACUGGCAAUUACUGCAGUGCUUCUGGUCACAUCCUGAGCCUUAUUAGAAAUCUUUAGGAGAUAUUAAUACGAAGAUAGAAUAGGCUAUUAGAUGAGCUGUUGAUUCAUUGUAUGUGCAAUAUGUAGGUCUCUUCACAGGUUCUGUACAUUUGAAAUCUCAUUCAUGGUAGGAAUCGCAGGAUUUGUCAGCCUUAGCACAACAAAUACUCUGAUCUUAGAUCAUGUCUAUAUCUGUAUAUUUAUAGGCUGUAGUUUCGCAAGCCUUAACAUGCGAAGCUGCCUUGAAAAUCUUGAAAAUCCAUGUUCUAAGAGCUGAUGAUCAUUGUGAUAAUCACACUGAUCAUGAUGAUAGUGUUAAUCGGGGCUAUGAUGCGAAUGCUCCUCUGCCCUGUCUAUCAUAGUUCAUCUCAUUGAUGAUUGUGAUGGUUUUUGUUGCACUAAUUCAUUGUACCUGCUGUCACUGUGAAAGAGCCGACAAACUUUAGAGCACUUAGUAAAGGACAUUUUAUCAUAUGUGUCGUGAUAAAGAUUUAACAAUUUAAAUCUUAAAAUUUAAUCAUUCAAAACAAAAGCUGCUCAUUUGUUUUUGAAAGAUUGAAGUAUUGGGGUUAGAGUGAACAGGCGGUUUUCAAUGUUCCCCUGCUGCUCUUUAGAUGAUACGAAGCACUAAACUGCUCUGUGUGUGACUUUAAUGUCUUGAACAGUACAGUAUGUGGAGCCUCAACUCAACUCGAUGAGAAUUUGUAUUUAGACCUUCAUACUGUUGUAAGAAAUAAAUGUCUGUACAGUAAGAGGAGUAAUAUAUGUAAAAACACCAGUAUAUUCAAACAUAAAAUGAUUCAGAAUUAGAAUGCUUUGUUUUAAUGGUGUUACAACCAUUUAUGUUUCAGAGAGAUGAAUGAUAAAAUGUUUCCAAAGCAGUAUAAAUGUAAUUUCCUUCUUCAAUGUCAUCAGUGUGUUUGUACACCAUUACCAAGAUGAUUCAAAAAAUAUAUAUAUAUUUGUUCAUCAGUCAUAUUAUAAUCUUUGAGUCACAUUAAUAGUGAUGACUCCCCCUGGGACACUUGUACACACGCAUUAUAAUUUUUUCAAGCUUAAAAAAAGAUUAAGGCCCGGUUUCACGUACAGGGCUUAGCCUAAGCCAGAAUUAGGCCUUAGUUCAAUUAGGACAUUUAAGUAGCUUUUAUAAAUGUUCACUAGAAGAAAAAAAAAAAACAUUACAGGUGUGCAUCUUGAGACAAAACAAUGGCUCUGACAUAUUUUAAGAUAUUUAUUUUAAGACGUCAGUACAAGUUGCUUUCAGUUAAAACAGCUCAAACAUGCAUUUUAGUCUAGGACUAGCCUUGUCUGUGAAACUGGGGGAAUAUCUUUAAGCCAGACUGAUAUUUAAGGGGGUUGUGGGGAGAUCCAGGACAACAGUAUUCAUCCGAGCAAGCAGUGAUGCAAGGGUCACAAUGCUAUGUUUAUGGUUCAGAUGUUGAUGCUGAGAUAGAUCGUUAAAUCCAUCUUGUGAUUCCUCUUAAUCAGUGGUUCACAACACUGUUCCUGGAGCCCCUCAACACUGCACAUUUUGACACACAUAUUUCAAGUCUUGUGGUAUCUCUCAGGUCUAAACAUUCUCCCUAAUCAAUGGGAGAAUUUUGCUUGAAAUGUUACUUCUUUUCUCAAGAUUAUGAAGAACUAUUUUAUUUCUACAGGUAACAGCAGUGAGAUCUGACUGAGUGUAAGUUUAUUUCUCACAUUAUUAUUGUAGAGAUGGAAAAGUAUGCACAUGUGAGAUGUUUCUCAUGGAAUGAAGCUACAAAUGCUCUCAUUUUUAUCGAUAUUUGUUUGUUUGUAAUUAGAUGCCAAUGGUUUCAAGAAAUGGUUCUGUCUAUAUUGAGCUUGUGUCUGGUGUCUACAGACCACAAGAGGGCAGCAGCAGCCCUCCAGGGCAACACAGACAUCACAGACGAGGGGUGCUUCUCCAAAGCCACUGGAAGGCAAGCCUACAACCUUUAGCCAAAAAAGCGUAACGGCUAAUACUAACGCUCCGCCUCUGGCAGUACGCAGGGAAGGAGACCAGAGGCUGUUUUUUUAAUGGAUGUCAAUGGAUGAGAGGCUUCACUAUGCUGAUUAAACAGCUUUUGUGGGGAAAUAGCUAAUCAUUUAAUUAAUCGACAGCCUGUUUGCUAAUCUUCAGCAUGUUUUACACUAAACAAUACUUUCGUUGGGAACUAUAUAUAGAUUUUAGCUUGAUAAAAAUUGAAUUUUUUUAAGAGAAGACAGACCAGGGAAUGUUGCGACUGAUGUCACUGCCAUUACACGAUAGGCUGAGAGGUGCCGCACGUGAUUAAGUUAGCCGUUACGCUAUCUCCAAUGGUAAGAGAUACAGACCCUCUCAUCUCCCUAUAAUAUACAAUCUCUGCUGUAACCUUUAGCCAAAAAAGCGUAACGGCUAAUGCUAACGCUCCGGCUGUGGCGGUAUGCAGGGAAGGAGACCAGAGGCCAUUACAGGAUAGGCUGAGAGGUGCUGCACGUGAUUAAGUUAGCCGUUACACUUUCUCCAAUGCCUGUGACCCGGAAACCAAUCGAACUAAGCCAUCUUGAAGGACAUCUCAAUUCUCUAAUUGCACCCCGAGGAGGUGAGGAAUGAGGAGUAAAGAAGCUUCCUGAGGAGCUAUGAGCGAGGAUACACAGGUGUAUCCUUUGCGGAAGUCUUUCUCAUCGAAAAACCCGAUGCACGUAUAAAUUCUCCUCAACCUCCUUCACUUCUGUCACAGUAAUUUAAAUGUAUGCUUUACUUUUGCAGUUUAAAUAAACUUUACAUCUCACAUA
This is a messenger RNA of Ctenopharyngodon idella (grass carp), 3877 nucleotides long. Its product is annotated as cortexin-3. Bases 218 to 583 code for a protein of 121 amino acids. The transcript has 3 exons. NCBI's taxonomy places the organism in Eukaryota, Metazoa, Chordata, Actinopteri, Cypriniformes, Xenocyprididae. The record is from RefSeq and is a predicted model, not a curated record.